AUGUCGGACGACGAGAUCGAGUCUCACUAUGACGUUCCCCCGAAACAAAGCGCUGAACUACCAGGACCAAAACAGUUUACGGCCCCGCCUCCAGCCGCAUCCUCGAAGCGUCCAGAAGACAUUGGCGAUCGAAUUCUACAGGAAGAGAUUCCACUUGACAACCGCGAUGAGAAUCACCUAAACGAUCCAUUGAAUGUUCAUUUCCACGACAUUUUUGGUGAGCCCGAGCAAACGUUGCACAGCAUCGACUGUCUUUGGACGAACAGCUUUCGCGUUUUCGAGGUCACCAGGUUAUGGGCGUACCGUAUCAUCUCGCUGAUCCUCGGAUUGCCGGUGGCCUUCUGCUGUGGAUUGUCGUUCGCCUUCAUUUCUUUCAUCUUUAUUUGGAUUUUCCAACCGGCCCGACGGAUUUUCUUGAUCAAUUAUUCGAUGAUCAAGGCGAUUGUGUAUGGGUUGGCCGGACUGGUUGUGCGCCCGGUCGCGUUGGCUGUCGGUAGCUGCCUUGGCAAUAUCCGAAUCCAUCGGUCACAGGGUGAACGAGUUCCCGAAGAGCAACUUUUAAUCGUU
This is a messenger RNA of Mesorhabditis spiculigera, 567 nucleotides long. The record is from the annotation of a GenBank genome assembly. Lineage: Eukaryota; Metazoa; Nematoda; Chromadorea; Rhabditida; Rhabditidae.